Corticium candelabrum is the source of this 790-nucleotide messenger RNA. RefSeq lists its product as uncharacterized. NCBI's taxonomy places the organism in Eukaryota, Metazoa, Porifera, Homoscleromorpha, Homosclerophorida, Plakinidae. The transcript has a single exon. Gene Ontology annotation, biological process: protein phosphorylation. Bases 26 to 520 code for a protein of 164 amino acids. The record is from RefSeq and is a predicted model, not a curated record. Gene Ontology annotation, cellular component: plasma membrane. Gene Ontology annotation, molecular function: protein kinase activity; ATP binding.
UGCUUUGAAAAGCAGAUAUCUGUCCAUGAGGGAACAAGUGGAUAUAGCUGUGGGAUGUCUGUGUGGUGUGAUGUGUCUCCACCAGCUGCAGCCUGCUCUUCUUCAUGGAGACAUUCGCUCUACCAACAUUCUUAUCAGCAAGACCAUGGAAGCCAAAAUCGGUGAUCUGGGCUCUUGCCGCUUCUCUAACGAGUCACUUUCUGUUGGUCCUCUCAGUCCACAAUACAUUGCACCAGAACGAGUUGUGGAAGGUCGUGCAGUGUCCCCACGCAACACAACACAAGCCGACAUGUACAGCUUGGGAGUCACAUUUGUUGAGUUAUUCACAGGAGUAGGUGCAGAGGUGAAACGGCGUAAGUGUCAGUUUCGAGCUGUUCCUUAUGUUUCACUGCAGGACAUUUGCUAUGCUAUGGCAGAAGAGAAUCCAUGUGAUCGCAUUUCUGCAGCAGCAGCUCUCAUGCAAGUGAAUGCGGUUAAGCAGAAUGACGAGUACACUUCAUGUCCUCCCAACGGAUGGUGAAAGGCAAGAAACGCAAUGAAGACAAAGUGACACUCGUAGAGAUGCCGUGGAUGUGACUUUAGAGCAGAUAAUUGUGAUGUAUUUGUUUGUCUGUUUGUCUCAAUUUAUCCAACUUUGCUGCUUGUUAUAAAUGCAAUAGAUGAUGUUGCAUGUGUUUAGUCUGCUGUGCAAUGUGAGUUGACAUUGAACUUUUUGAUAGUCUAGCAGUCAGUCUCAACAGUUUUUAAUUUACAGUUUCACUUUGUGCUGAUGGGAACUGAAAACACUUAU